GUGAGCGGGCUGCUGAAGAAUGAGGCUUUCAGCAUGCAGAGGGGUUUCCAGGCAGGUCUCCUGCUCCUGCUUGUCCAGCUGUUCCAGGAGGGUCCUGGAAACAUCCCAGCCAUCACCCUGGCUGUCCUGGGAUUCAAUGUGUACCUGUACGUGUUUCCUCCUGCUCCACCACUGAAGCUUUCAGUAUGCAGAGGGGUUUCCAGGCAGGUCUCCUGCUCCUGCUUGUCCAGCUGUUCCAGGAGGGUCCUGGAAACAUCCCAGCCAUCACCCUGGCUGUCCUGGGAUUCAAUGUGUACCUGUACGUGUUUCCUCCUGCUCCACCACUGAAGGCUUGCAUGAGCCUUGAUCAGGUGUACUGGAAUAAAGAGUGGCGACGCCUCCUCCUGUCCCCCCUGCAUCACAUCGAUGAUUGGCACCUUUACUUCAACAUGGCGUCCUUCCUGUGGAAAGGCAUCAGGCUGGAGCGACGUCUGGGUGGAAGCUGGUUCCUGUACCUGCUGUCAGUCUUCUUUCUGCUCACUGGAUUGGUGUACCUGCUGCUGCAGGCGCUGAUGAUUAAGCUCAUGGAGGGCACGGAUUCUUCUGAUCCCUUAUUGGAAUAUGUGCAGGCUUUCAGCAGAGAGUGUGCUGUCGGCUUCUCAGGGGUCUUGUUUGCGCUGAAGAUCGUCAAUAACCACUUCAACCCCGGUGGUGUGACGUACGUGAUGAAUAUUCGGGUGUCCAAUCGCUUUGCUAGCUGGGUGGAGCUGGUGCUCAUCUAUCUAAUCGCUCCUGGGACCUCUCUGGUUGGCCACCUGGCAGGUGUCCUGGUGGGUCUGCUCUACACUGCGGGUCCACUGAAGACCAUCAUGGAGGCAUGUGCAGAUAUGUUAUCUUCAGAUGGAGUUUCUUCACGCCAGCGUUCAUACUACAGCUCUUCAGGCUACAGCGGGACCAGACGAGAAUACUUUGAAGAGCCUCGAUCUGCGGAGGAUCACACGUCUGAUUAUUCUGAGAGCUACAUCUCAGGACUGACGGAGGAGGAGCAGAUAGAGCUGGCGAUCAGAAACAGUCUGAAACAUCGAGGACAAACCAGGCGAAGAGAAACUGAACAUCACCCAGGGGACUCUGAGGAUCUCAGGAGGAGGCGGCUGAGGAGGUUUGAGCAGGAAGUUACCAACCAGAGAAGAAGAUUGUAAUGACGGAUUUUUAUUUUCCAGUUUUGUUUUUUUC
Molecule: messenger RNA, 1212 nt
Organism: Pelmatolapia mariae (spotted tilapia)
Lineage: Eukaryota; Metazoa; Chordata; Actinopteri; Cichliformes; Cichlidae
Product: rhomboid-related protein 4-like
Exons: 9
Coding region: 186-1178 (330 amino acids)
Cellular component (GO): membrane
Molecular function (GO): serine-type endopeptidase activity
Source: RefSeq, a predicted model, not a curated record